CAAUUGUGGAUUGCGUGAAAUACGAUGGACGACCUCGUGGGAAUCUUGAAGCGGGAGCUCGAUGAGUUUAUGGCAACACAUGCGUCGACCGUGUUGUCCAAUAUGGGAGAGGAACGUAAGGACGACGUGUGUCUGUCGGAAGUCGAGCGCAUUGGCACCAUGUGGGCCGUGAUGGCAUCGCGCAACUUUGCCGUUGCAAUCGACACCCUGCUCGAGUGGCAAUCGGGUCGACUGGAUGGAUCGCUUUUUGGACAUGUGGGUUUGUGGCUCACGGGACACGUGCUCAGGACUGUGUUGCGGAAUUCUCUGAACGCAUCGUCCGACUCCCCUGUGUGGGACACGCUCAUCGCAGCGGCGUUCAAUGUGCUCUCGGAAUGGAACCGACUCGAGAGCUGCGUGGGUGCCAACCGGUCGUUUUUUGGAUUCAAUACGACGCCAUCAAAGCCCACGAAUGAUUUCUUGCUCCAGGAGGCCGUGCAUAACCUGUGGAAGGAAAACUUCGGGCUCAUGGGGACCAGUGCAAUCCGGUCCAUCAAGCAGCACUUCCUCAACGACCUGGAGCACUUGGCUGCGACUGGCGUGACGAAAGAAAGCUACAUCAACAACUUUUCCACGUUGCGGCUGUGUCUCAUCCGUCCUCACGCCACAUUCGAUGCGGCAGCGCAAGCGUCGACGUCGUUUCUCAGGAUUCUCACCUCCUGCACGCACAAGGUCCACAAGCCCACGGUUCGACUCGUAGCACUGCAAGUGCUUGCCGCCAUUUUGACCCGAGAGCUGACUGGGCUAUCCACUGCGGGCAUUCGAGCAUAUCACGACGUCAAUGGCUGUGACGCUGCCACGACAGCGGACUGGACGUCGCUUCUGGGAGACCUGCAUGCGAUUGGGGUCAAGCAAAGCAUGAAGAAGAGGUUCUCAGUCGUGGCGUGGCACUUACGGCUAGCCGUGCUCAUGCUAUCCAACGCAGACAUGUUCUGCAAGUGGUGGAAGGUCGACGCACUUGCGCUGCUACAAGCAUACGGCCAGCACAACGCGUCGAUCCCGUUCUUGCACUUGGUGGAGCUCCUGCUGCGGCAUCUCAUCAAGCGUCAUGUGGCCGCCUCCACUGCGCCACGCUCUGCGAUCGCCCCCGCAGACGCCGAUGUGAUGGAGAUCGUUAAUGCUAUCCAAGCAUGGUGCUUUACCAAUUCCAAGCACAAAACCAAGAAGAUGCGUGUGAUCUUUUCUGUUCUGUCGCGUCUAUCCCUGUGCAUCGCGGCGUACAACAUGCCAUAUGCCCUCGACAACCACAUCCACCACUUGAUCGUUGACGCGAAUUCGAUCUAUGAAGUGCGCCGACUCGUGGGGCUCCAGUCGCUAUGGCACGUGCUGCAGCACACCGGACACGUACACAGUCCGACCAUGGCUGCGCACUUUUCCCUCGUGCUGGACAGUACAGCGCUCGCUCAGGCGCUUCCUGCACUGGGCGACGUGGUCAACCACGUUUUGAUGGCUUGCCGCAGCCAUUUGGACGCCCCGAUUCGCUCUGGUAAAGCCAACGAGUUUAAGCACUGGAUCGCCACGCAAACGUUGGAAGCAGCGAUUUACUGCACACAAGUGUUGUACUCACACAUGACAUUCGACGCAGAAACGAAGCUGCAUUUACUCAUUCGAAGCGCCAUCCAUGACGAAGAGUGUCUGCGCAUCGCUGGGGCAGGGACGCUGAGCUGCCUCGCUCGCACGCUGGGCGACAGCUCGAUCUUCCGAGCCCUCGUGGCGUGCACCCUGCAGUCGACCAAGGCUGGCACGACCUCUACCUUGGUCGGUGUUCUCCACUCGAUCAUUCAGGAUCCGGCGGUGCCGACCUGGAGCACCCUGGACUCGGACUUGGAGCCUCUCGAGGCGCUUGGCCUCAUUCUGCUCUGCCAUGCACACACUGAAGUACGGCGCGGGGCACUUAAGGUCCUCGACGCCGUCCGAGCGCUUCGGCAGGGUCGCUUGCAGUCGACCAAGAUUAAUGCGAUGGAUAUCGUGACCGGGAUCGACGGCGACCUCCAAAAGACACUGGGGCUACAGGCAGCUGACAAGCACUUGGCGCUGGAAGCUGGCGGCGUCAUCCAGUGGCUUGCAAGGACACAGGGUGCGGAAGCGCAGCCAUCGAGUCAGGACAUCGAGUGGCUCUGGUCGCUGUCGCUCACAACGCUCUUUCCACGUCUGUGUGAGAUCUGCCCCAACCUGAUCGACCACGUGUGGACUGCAGCCACGGACAGGGUGUUCGCCAUUGAGCCCCAUCUGCCCGACGACGACGACAAUGCCGACGUUUGCACACCCAGUCAAUGGCGAAAUCUGUCCAUCUUCGUCUGUGCUACCGCCACCGCGACCAAAGCGGACGUCGUGGGGGCGUUCCUGCAACACCAAAGCAAGUACCUCUCCAGUUUGAGCCUCGACCAGCGCAUCUCUGCGACGCUGGCACUCAGUUCGACGCACUCAGCGGCCCACGUCGAGCUUCUCGAGCGGCUGAGUACAAUGGAGUCCCAAGCCUUCCCAGACAAACGGCCUCUACAGCGUGGUUUGACUCGAAAGGACGUGUUCGCGCAUCCUCCGAGCAUGUCCAAGCAACCCGCCGUUCUUCAGUGGGUCCUCGCGCGCUGCGUUCGGUCGCUCGUCCAGCACCGCAUCCAAAUGUGGAGCAAUGGUCACUAUCGCGACCUCGUGCUGCGCGUCGUCGACAAGUUGUACGCUGCACUGACGACACAGGAGCAAUUGCUUGCCCAACCAAACGGGUGGCGGUGGUGGAUUCGCCUCGAGUUCUGUGCGAUGGUGGAAUCCAUUGUACAUCAAAACAACCUCCUGGCCGCCGCCGUUGAAGCGGACGACGAUGGAAAUGCCGCGGCGGCGGCGGUCGUGACAACCGCAACACGGGAGCAAUGGUUCGUCGCCAUGUGGCAGUGGUGCUCCGACCAGCGCACCCACACGGCCCCGAGCGCGUCCUCCGUGGCGAUGCUGCUCCCGUGCUACAGCAUGCCCACCGACGAGACCUCGUGGCAGCUGUACGAGUUGACCAAACGGGCCUAUCGCGCCAUGGCGAUGCUGAUGGUGGGGCCGGUUUUCAAUGACCCCGCACCGUGUUUUGCAUGGAUGGACGGCUCGUUUGCGGUCGGCAUGGACGAAGACCUUCAAGCCAUCGUCGCGUCCGGCCUCCGACUCUUGGUGCACAGUGACCCGGUAGGGAUCAUUCCGCAGACAAUCGACCGGUGCUUUUUCGUGGACGCCACCUCGUGUGCGGUAGCGACGCAGUACCUGCACGUGGUGGCGUCGAUCGCGGUCGACUUGCGCGACGAAUUUGAAGCAAAUCGAUCGUGCUUGUGCGAACUCUUAUUUGUGGCGCUGCUGCAUUUGUCCACUCCAGACGACCGCGCCGCCGUCCACAUCCUCGUCACGAUGGGCCAAGACCGCGACGUGGUGCCGCACGCGUUCCAGCCACACAACGCCAAAGCAACGACGACGAGGCAGCUGCAGCUCGUCACCAAGCAAAUUGCGCUGCGCUGGGCGAGUCACAGUGUCGACGUGCUCCAAGUCAUGCUGUCGUAUGUGGCAAAGUGCACGGCGAACCCAGCAUUGCAGACGCACGUGAUGGCGCAUUGCUCGCCGUGGGUCCACCAACUCGACGUGAUCGACCGGCAGUGCAUGUCGCUGCUCUUCCGUCUCACGCACGACCACGUUGGCGCCCUCCCGUCCCUUUCCGCACUCUGGCUGGACGUGUGCCGCGCCAAGGACUACCGCCACGUACCGACCAUCGUCGCGUUCUUGUUUGGGCUCGCCACAAGAGAGAAGCUUGACACAGCGAAGCGAGUGCUCAACUGGAUGUCGGCCUCUCCGAUGGACUCACAACAGUUAAUCCGGUGCAUCUUGAACUACGCCCAAGACGGUCCGGCAACGUUUGCGACGUCCUGUGUGACGGUGCUGCUUCUGUCGGCCCUUGCAGUCUCGCAAGUGGACGACGCCACUCGGAUCGUCGUGGCCCAUCGCGUGUUUUCAGUGCUGCACAUGGAACUCCACGACCGCGCGACUUGUCAUGACGAGAUGUUUACCGGCGUCGAGGAAGACGGGCUAGCAUUGGUGCAAGCCAUGGUGCACAACGACUCGUCGAUGAGGUUCCUGAGUUUGCAAAACGCAAUCCAAGAGUACCUCGCUUCGGUCGUGCCGCCGCUGACCGACGCGGCCCGGGAUCGCGUCGAGCCAACGGCGACUCCCGUCGCUCUCUUCGAAUCGCUCGUCGACAGCUUUUGUCGGCAUGCGUUGACCGAUUCGCAGCAGAGCGACUGGGUCACUAUGGCCGUGGACGCAUUCACAUCGGAGCGAUUUGAUGCUCGGUUUGGGCUCUUGUUGUACAGGGUGCUGCGCCCCCCCUUCGACGGUGGAGUGUGCAUCCGCGUAAUGGAUCUCCUCACGACCGCCAUCGACAGUCCCGACUUGGCGCGUUUCCUCCCCGACUACCUCGUGACGCUCACGUCCAUCGCAGCUGCCAUGCCGGACGCAAAACUCGUAUUGUACCCCCAAUUGCUCUGGAUUACGGUCGCGUUGCUGCACCACAACCACUACGCCUUUCAGUUGCCUGCGCUGCACCUCCUGAAUGCAUUUGUGACCAAAGCCACGUUUCACGCGCCGAUUGUCCAAGACAUGCUCGAGGCCCGCCGCCCGUCCGCGUUGGCAUCGUCUUCCAAAGCGUCGCCGGCCGUGUCGGUGGAUAUUCUCCUGGCUGCAUGCCGCCACGUCGACUCCCAGGAAAGCGCCGACGUCGUUCGAUCGAUCGUGCGCGCCGUGUUGGGCUCGACCGUCGACAGCAAGCUGCACUGCGUUUUGUGCACAGCUGUGUUGCUGCCACAGCUGUCCCUUUGCAACCCACCGACAGCACCUUCGAACGGGUGGUGCAUUCGCCAGGAGCUCGGGUUUCUCUGGCGCGUCCAGCACGAGGCCCAAGUGGCAGACAUUUUCUUAGCCCAAGACGGCACGGAGGCAGCGUGGCACAUGUCCCACGACCUCGGCCGGUUGCUCAUGGCGGGUCUGUCCAACUUGGACGAGGAGAAGGCAUUCUUUGACACACUUCUCGUCAUCUUGAACGGCAGGUGUGAACACCUCAAGCGCCCAACGCUCGAAUUAUUGCAGAAGAUGGUCCAGGCCGCACCAGAACACUUUUGGAAGCGCAACACGUCGCUCCUGGCAGCGCUCACUCGAAUCAUGCGGACAACCAACGCCAACGAUGCCGCAUGGCCCGUCCUCGUGUCCGUGUUGAGCACCCUACUGCCUUGUCCGUAGCAUGCAUAAAUCCAUCACACAAAUUGAACGUUUUCUGGGCACGUGAGUCGAACCGCCACGUCAUUCGGGUGCGUUCAGGGCGCUGUAUUCGUCGACGAUGGCUUGAGUGCGUUCAAAGGAGUCGGUAAAGUCGUCGCAGUCGAUGCCGUACUUGGCAAACCAAUGCAGGUACGCCCUUGCUUGGAACUGAUGCCGUGCUCGAGCGAGAAGCGUCUCGACAGUCGGGACGACGUUUGUUCCAUUCGAGCACACUGUUAUGGACGAAGAUGACGCGCCGUCCAGUGCCGAAGCCGACUCGAUCGCGUGCGGAAGCGGAAUGCCCCAGUCCACCCGAGGAAUGCCCUUCCGGACGAUGUCCACCAACGGCCCCAACGCCAAGUCCUUGAAACCCCGCGCGACAACGACCUGACCGAGCGAGGAAUACGCGCUUGUCCUGGGAAACGAUGCCACGACUUGCCUGGUGAGCGCAUGGGAAUCGUGAUGCCCCGCCAGGAGGCGCUGCGCAUACGGCACUUUUGACGACUGCUUGGACACAAAAUACGCCGACCGAACGUCGACAAACUUGGCUUGGGGAAGUGGGCAUACAUGCGACACAAAGCCGCCCAUGUCAAAAUCGACGCACAGCUUGGUCUUUGGGGACGUGAUGGGAAAAAGCAAGCCCGCCCAGUCGGCGGCGACGAGUGCAUUCAUUUCGCCAAGGGACACUUUCUCACUGGAUUGGGAUGUGGAGGACGAGAUAGUUGACGACGACGUGGAAAUGGACGUCCAGUGAGAGACGGAUCGCAUGACGUCGUCGUUGUCCUUGAGGAGCACGGCAUCGGCGUACUCUUGCAGGUGGCGCAACGUGAAGAGGGCGUUGUAGUUUUGCAAUGGAGUGUCUCCCCCGCAAAGCGAUGGUGCGAUGCAUCCACUUACAAUGUACGCUUUUGGGUACGUGUCUCGGAUGUUUUCGAGCAGCCGCGACCCGAGACCAGACCCGGUGCCGCCCGCCAAGCUGUGCAACAAGACAGCACCCCGGUAGCAGUCUGUGGCUUCAAUCUCCCGCCGAAGUGACUCCAUGACGUGCUCACCUAGAACAACACUUUUCGAUCGCGCAUACCCCAUCGCCCAAUUGUUGCCGCGACCGCUUUGUUCCAUGUGGACCGCCGAGAUACUGGAAGGUGCUCGAAUCGACCGAACGACUUUGGGCUCCGUGUCCACCAGUAUGCAUCUCAUGUGCGACUUGUUCGACUUGCGCUCUUUGCCUUUGGGCUCCUUUGCUAGCGCUAUGAGCGCGCCGCCAACUUGAUUGCCGCACUGGCCGACGUUCACGAACACGCUCAUGUUUCGUGCAGAUUGAGGGCCGCCUGCC
Aphanomyces invadans is the source of this 6643-nucleotide messenger RNA. RefSeq lists its product as hypothetical. Gene Ontology annotation, biological process: cell morphogenesis. Gene Ontology annotation, cellular component: site of polarized growth; cell cortex. The coding region runs from base 25 to 5292 and encodes 1755 amino acids. NCBI's taxonomy places the organism in Eukaryota, Oomycota, Saprolegniomycetes, Saprolegniales, Verrucalvaceae. The record is from RefSeq and is a predicted model, not a curated record. The transcript has a single exon.